GGCGGCCCGCCUUCUCCGCCAAAUCUUUAUUACUUGCGAUAUCCGUUCGUUUUACACCAGCUUGAAGACUUCAAGAUUACAUAUAUCUUUAUUUGCCCAAAAGUCAUUCCAAUAUUACAAAGACAUAUACUCGACAUCGAAACCAUGUAUAUCCGCGCCGCCCACGCCGAAGCAGACCUCCGCGUCCUUCGCCGUCUCAUCCACGAAAACCCCCUCGGAAUGCUCACAACCGGCAUAAAGUCCCAAACCCACUCCUUUCUCCAAAGCAGCCACAUCCCUUUUCUUCUAGACGUACAAGAUGAAUCCAGCGAAACAGAACUCGGUCGUCUGCGCGGCCACUUGGCCCGCCAAAACCCCCAAAGCAAAGCCAUGAUCGAACACUGCACCUCCAACCCCUCUCUAAAAAGCUAUCUCGAAGACGAAGUCCUAGUGAUCUUCACCAAGUCGACUCAUCAUUAUGUGACCCCCAAAUUCUACACCGAGACAAAACCAGCGAAUGGAAAGGUUGUGCCGACGUGGAAUUACGCAGCGGCGCAGGUUUAUGGAAAAGCGAGGAUUUACUAUGAGAACAAUGAAGAGACGUCUUCAUUUCUGGGAAAGGCGAUUAGUGAUCUUACGGAUCAUAAUGAGAGGAACACGAUGGGGUAUACGGGUGGCGAGAGACCAAGCCAGUGGAAGGUGUCUGAUGCGCCGGAGAAGUAUGUUGAGUUGUUGAAGAGGAACAUUAUUGGGAUUGAGAUCGAGGUUACCAAGCUGGAGGGCAAGUUCAAGAUGAGUCAGGAGAUGGGAGAGGGGGAUAGGGAGGGUGUUAUCAAGGGUUUUGAAGGGUUGGGGACGGAGGUUGGUGAUGAGAUUGCAAGGGUCGUUAAGGAGCGUGGGGAGCUGAAGGAUCAGAAGAAGUGAUCUCAAGAGAUAUUGACAUGCCCAUGGGCAUCUUGAAGGGUAGAUCGAAAACAUUAAUGCCCAACUUAGAUCUUCUUGUAGACUCGAGGAUGAAGCCAUGAUGAAUCCUUGGUGUCAAGGUUAGCACGUUAAGAGCCUAUCGCACGAUAUACAGGUCGUAGGUUGAACGACUGGGACAGAUUGACAUCCGAUAAGACUAAAAUCGAACAGAGAGA
This is a messenger RNA of Fusarium oxysporum Fo47, 1118 nucleotides long. Its product is annotated as transcriptional regulator PAI 2-type. NCBI's taxonomy places the organism in Eukaryota, Fungi, Ascomycota, Sordariomycetes, Hypocreales, Nectriaceae. The transcript has a single exon. Bases 145 to 903 code for a protein of 252 amino acids. The record is from RefSeq and is a predicted model, not a curated record.